Messenger RNA from Trichomycterus rosablanca, 5568 nucleotides. It is a transcript of the gene adam9a, whose product is annotated as ADAM metallopeptidase domain 9. Gene Ontology annotation, molecular function: metalloendopeptidase activity. The transcript has 23 exons. Gene Ontology annotation, biological process: proteolysis. Gene Ontology annotation, cellular component: plasma membrane. NCBI's taxonomy places the organism in Eukaryota, Metazoa, Chordata, Actinopteri, Siluriformes, Trichomycteridae. Bases 245 to 2704 code for a protein of 819 amino acids. The record is from RefSeq and is a predicted model, not a curated record.
ACGAGCGUUCCUGUCCGCUGACUCAAACGCGUGUGGGUUUAAUGGCAGUGUUAGUGUUAUUCAGAGGAUUAGAUUAAAUGAAUCGCUUUGUCAGGACCACACCGUGUUUCUCAUGAACUUUACACACUUAGGGACAUACGGGGACAGUUUGGCAGGUAGCUGGAGCUGUUUACGGCAUGUGGAAUUGAAAGACGAAGCCUGAAUACAGGAGAUCAAUCCGAACUGAGUACAGUAGUGAAGAACCAUGGCUGCUGCUGCUGCUGCUCUUCCUUCCAUUCACUUUCACCUCGUCUGUUUACUCCUGAUACUCACUGACUGCACUGCAUUUUUAUCAUCCCAAGUCUCCCAGUUCUCCUCCUAUGAAGUGAGCAUACCGAAACGCAUCAGCAGACAAAGGAGGGAUCAGAAUGGAUCAGCCUCUGAAAAGGUGUCCUAUGUUAUUCCUGCUCUGGGAAGAGAACAUGUCGUCGUCCUGGAGAGGAACAAAUUGCUCCUGCCAGACGACUUCACUGUGUACUCCUACGCCAAGAACGGCUCACUGGUCACAGAAAGACCAAAUAUGAAGGAUCACUGUCAUUACCGUGGUUAUGUGAAGGAUGUGGAGGGUUCUUCAGCUGCUUUGAGCCUUUGCUCUGGAUUACGAGGUGUGAUUUACAUGGAGAACACCAGUUUUGGGAUCGAGCCAAUGCAGGGCUCGCCAGCCAAUGAGCAUCUCGUUUACCGUCUGGAGGACGUCAAAACUGAGCCUGUUACCUGUGGGACGCCACACUCUGAUCACGGUCUCAAGGAAGCCAGCAAAAGUCACCACAUCUCACACAGUCAACCUGUCAGCCAUCAGAGCAGGAAAAAGCGAGCUGUGCUGCCUCAGACGCACUACGUGGAGCUGCUGGUGGUGGUAGAUAACGAGAGAUUUAACUUCAGUAAGCACAACCAGACAGCCGUGAGAGAGGAGAUGGUGCAGCUCGCCAACCUGGUGGACAGUAUGUAUGUCGCCUUGAAUAUUCGGGUGGUGUUGGUGGGGUUGGAGAUCUGGUCCUUGGUGAAUCCCAUCAGUAUAGAGGGCAGUGCGGGUGAAGUGCUUAAUCGCUUCACUCAGUGGAGGGAGAAAGAACUCGUGCCGCGUCGACGCCAUGACAGUGCCCAGCUCGUCCUAAAGAAGGGAUUCGGGAGUACUGCCGGCAUGGCGUUUGUGGGUACGGCCUGUUCCAGAAGACACGGCGGUGGGAUCAAUUCGUUUCCUCACAAAAAUGUGGUGUCGUUUUCCUCCAUCGUGGCUCAUGAGUUGGGCCAUAAUCUGGGCAUGAACCAUGACGACGAGGGGCGAACCUGCAAGUGUGAUGUUGAAGCCUGCAUCAUGAGCUCAGGGGCGACUGGUUCGAGGAACUUCAGCAGCUGCAGUGCUGAUGAUUUCGAGCGGAUGAUUCUGAACACUGGCGGGAGCUGUCUCCUCAACGUGCCGCGAGCCGACGAGGCCUAUAGCGCCCCGUACUGCGGCAACAAGCUGGUGGACGUUGGAGAGGAGUGCGACUGUGGCUCUGAGGAGGAGUGUAAGAAGGACCCGUGCUGUGAGCCCAAAACGUGUAAACUCAGAUCAGGAGCUCAGUGUGCAUACGGAGUCUGCUGCAAGCACUGCAAGUUCCUGGCCGCCGGCUCUGUGUGUAGGAGCAGUACAGAUGAGUGUGAUCUCCCAGAGUACUGUAACGGAUCAUCUUCUCUGUGCCAGCCCGACGUGUUUAAACAGAACGGCCACCCGUGCAGGCGGGGGGCAGCUUACUGCUACAAUGGAAUGUGCCAGCACUAUGACGGCCAGUGCCAAGCCCUGUUCGGUUCCAAGGCGAAAGCUGCUCCCGAGGCUUGUUUUAAGGAUGUAAACUCUAAAGGUGAUCGCUUUGGAAACUGUGGCUACCAGAAUUACAAUCUGAAGAGAUGUGAGAGCAGGAACGCCAUGUGUGGCAAGCUGCAGUGUGAGAACGUCCAGAACACCAUUGUGUUCAGCAUCAAACCCUCCAUCAUCCAGACUCCGAUCGGAAACAGCACCUGCUGGGGAGUGGACUUCCGUCUGGGUUCUGACGUACCUGAUCCUGGCAUGGUCAACGAGGGCACCAAAUGCGGAGAGAACAAGGUGUGCAUGAACUACGAGUGUAAAAGUGCAGAUGUGCUAAAAUACGACUGCAAUGUAACAGAAAAAUGCCACGGCCAUGGGGUGUGUAACAGCAAUAAGAACUGCCACUGUGACGAUAAGUGGGCACCACCCAGUUGUGAAUUCGGAGGCUACGGUGGCAGCAUAGACAGCGGACCCACAUGGAACGAUAAAGAUACAUCGUUGAGAGACGGGCUGCUGGUUUUCUUUUUUCUGGUUCUACCUCUCCUUGUUUUGGGUCUCUUCGUCUUCUUCCAGAGGAACAAGCUCCGUCAGCUCUUCUUCAGGCGGAAACGCUCUCAGGGUUACGAAGCGGAUAGCAGGUCACAGACCAAUAACGUCAGGGCUCCUGGAAACCAGAGAGGAAAUCCCAGCAGGAUUAUGAAAGAUGGACAUGAGGCUCAGUUAUUACCACCUGAGGAGGUGAUUCACACGAGCAACACUUCGUCGGUCCGAACGUACGCCAGCAGGCCUCCGCCCCCCGCGUUUGCACGACCUCCGCCUCCUCCUCCUGGUCAGCUCCUGCCUCAGAGACCAGCUCCCCCUCCUCCUCCUCCUGUAUAACACACACCACACACCCAGGACAGGUGUGUGCAUGUGUGUGUGUGCAUGCAGCAAUCCAGGUGGGGUGUGUGAACUGACUAUAACAGCAGGAGGGUGUUAAGCUGGAAUCAGCUGUUUGUAUCACUCUCUGUCCCCCAGUGACUCCUCCACCAAAGCUUCGGACCAGUUGCCACCUGUCAAUCAAGCAGCAGCUACGCAAAAGAACCUGAAUGCUCCCUGCUCCAUCCAUAGUGCACUGGGUGUGGCAUGGAAUAAUGACUUUAAUGCAUUAUUUAGUGCACUACAGAUCACAUACUGUACAGAGGAUGCUGAGAUUCACCCCUGGCUUCUGCAUCGAGAGAAACCUCGUUCUGCAAUAAUACACAGCAAGAAAGGUACGACCUGAAGAACGUUCGCCCACCAGACCUGCUCUCUGUCUCCAAAACAGUGUCUAAAGCAGAGAGUAAAAUCCCUUUAUUGUAUUAUUACGGUUAUUAUUGGAUGUAAAAUACCACUGCAGAUUGAGCGCACUUUCAAAUAUUCCACAAGUAAAAGGGUGCAGAGGAACUUUGCUUUUUAUAGCAUGUAUAGAUGAAACUAUACAUGAACAGGAAUGUCAUGCCAAUCUUGGGUUUGCAAUGAUUUCUGUAACUGCUUUUGCUGUGAAAAUCGACUGGGUCAAAGGUAUACGUAUAUCAACUUAUAGAUUAUGCAUUUGGCACAGUAGAAGGUUAUAUAACAUCAUUCUUUGCCCAUGAACUCUUUGGCAUGGUGUGCUCAUGGUCUAAUGUGCUAGCACACCUUUGCGGAGCAUUCAAACUCACAAGUUCGAAUCUCAGCAGAGCCACCGACCUUACCGAGCCUCCACGCAAACACAAUCGGACGUGGGGAUUUUCCUGCUGCCAGUGUGAUAUGCGAUCUCCGGGGUUGGUCUCCGGAGCAUAUUGUCUCUCAGCAUGCGAUACGUCUCUCUGUGGGAACCCAACACUGGCAGGUAAUGAGAACUGCCAGAUUGGACACGUAUCAGAGGGGGCGUGUGGAGAUCUGCUCUCCUUGAUGAGAUCUGGGUUUGCGUAAGCGGCAGCGGAUUCACAAAUGGGAAUUGCAAAUGACUAAAAUGGGGUAUAAAGGGGGAAAAUUUACAUUUACAGCAUUUAGCAGACACUUCUAUCAAAAGUGACUUACAGUACUGUGACAGUAUACUGUCUAAGCAAUUGAGGGUUAAGCGCCUUGCUUAAGGGCCCAACAGUGGCAACUUGGCAGUGGUGGGGCUUGAACCAGCAACCUUUCGAUUACUAGUCCAGUACCUUACCCGCCAGGCUACAACUGCCCUAAUCCAGAGGAUAAAAACUCGGUUGCUUGGCCUCCCAAUUCCUCAUUAGUGGUCUAUAGAAUUAUUACUAUAUAUAGAUAUAGUAAAUAGUAAAUUCUCAUUUUCGUAUAAAUAGCCCAAACUUGCUGGAAGAUUGGUUACAUUGUCCAUUAUCAAGCGAGCUUACAUUGCCAUGGGCUUACAGGCUGACGUGCAGACCAAAAGGCCCUGAACAUUGCUAUGGCUCACAGUAUGAAUGACUGUCCUAUUAAAUACUUGAGUAUUAUUGGUUAAAAGUGGGGAUAUGUCAGUAGCUAAAUGGUUUAAGUGCCUCUGUCUCUACUACUCAAUGAGAAAUUUUUUAAAGUUCAUUUAUUUUAUAUUUUCUGCAGCAAACACAAUUCCUGUGAUAAAGAAAAUAAUGUAAAUCCAGGAUUUGUUUUAAUCAUGUAUAAAUAUUUUACAUAGCACAUCAACUUUAAAGAAAAGCAAUCAGUCAUUUAAUCAGUCCUGUUUUGCAAUGGUUGAUGGUUUCAUUUGGGUUAUUUUAGUGUCUGUUUUUAGGUUCUCUUGGAACAUUAUUACUCCUGUUUAGGUUUUUCAAAGCCACGUUGCUUCUUCAGGUCAAAGUUUAAAACAUGCAAUUUAAACUGACAUCAACUUUUACAGAAAACACUUUUUUUCUGUGUUUUUAGCCUUUUUGCUUAUUGCUGUUCAAAAUUCUAUUCAAAAAGUAAUGAGAUGCACUGCAGUAUCAUCGUACCACUUGUGUUAUUUAGUGUUACAUGUAUUUGUUAUAUUGAACAUUUAUUAUUUAAUUUUCCAAGUUAUUAAAUGUCUAAAUGUUAACGCAUAUGCAAUCAGUUAAAGAUAACUAGCACUCGUUUGAUUAUUUGUACGUCACUUUUAUUAUAAUUGGUUAUAUUGUGGUGUAAAACCUGCAUGCUUUAUGGCCAAAAAUCUUAACACACACUUUUGGCAUAUGGAUUUAGUCAUAUCAUUGCUAAUAAUGAUAAAGCAUUUAGCCAUGCCACCUUCAUGGACUUCAAAAUGACACCAGAUCAAUCAGGUGCCAUUUUUCCAAGUCGGGUUACUAAAUAUCAGCCCUGCUAGAGCUGCCCUGGUCAGUACUGUUAUUGAAACAGCUUCAAACAGCAUUAUCUCAGCUUUGAAGAGAAUGUGGAAGCAGUUUAGGGAAUGUCUUGUGUGUAAAAACGGUCUGACUUGCAGAAAACCCUGACGUAAACAUCAACCAACACUUUUAGGAUUUAUUGACUUGCUGACUGCAAGCCAAGCUUAUUUGCACAACAUUACUUAUGAUCUUGUUGCUACGUGAAGGUGAAUCUCUGCAGUUAAAUAGCAGAAUAUUGUGGAAAACCUUUCCAGAAGACUGGAUACUGUUCUAGUCAUGGCUUUGGAAUGAUGUUUGGGUGUCAGGUGUCCAGAUUCUUUGGCCAUAAAGUGUAUUUAUAUAGUGUAUCGUUUGGGUGUUUCUUUUCCUUUUCAAAUCAGCUACAUCUUAUAUAAAGUGUUGUGAGUCGUCUACAAGGGCUGCUGACAUUGUGCAUGAUAA